CUAUCUCUUUCUCACCCUUUUAUGUUCCUCUUCUAUUCAAUUCCCAUCCUUCAAACCUUUAGCCACACCCACCUUACAACCCCUCCACCACCACCACCCAAUUUCCGGGCCGAAAUCAUUCUUUUCUUAAGUGGGUACCGUUUCUACUCUCCAAACCCACUUUACUUUUCGUCUCAAUUCAACCACCACCAUGAUACCCGCCCCAAACACUAUAAUAUUCCGGCGAAUUUCAAUGGUUUUUUAAGUGCCCUGAAUAGUGAUCGAAUACCACCAUGGAAACCCAAUCUGAACACCAUCUUUUGAAUGGAGCGUGUCGGAGCGUUAUUUUCGGGAAGUACGAGAUGGGGAGGCUGUUGGGUCAAGGAACCUUUGCGAAGGUGUACUACGGCAGAAACCUCGAAACCUCGGAGAGCGUGGCCAUCAAGGUUAUCCACAAAGACCAUGUGGUGAAGAAAGAAGCCAUGAUGGACCAAAUCCAGCGGGAAAUCUCGGUGAUGCGAUUGGUGAAGCACCCAAAUAUUGUAGAGCUCAAAGAAGUCAUGGCUACAAAGCACAAGAUCUUUGUCGUGAUGGAAUACGUGAAAGGCGGCGAGCUUUUCGAUAAGGUGGCUAAAGGGCGGCUGAAAGAGGAGACGGCGAGGAAGUAUUUCCAGCAAUUGAUGAGCGCGGUGGAUUUCUGCCACAGCCGCGGCGUUUCUCACCGGGAUUUGAAGCCGGAGAAUUUGUUGGUGGACGAGAAUGGGGAUUUGAAGGUCUCGGAUUUCGGGCUCUCUGCGUUGCCGGAGCAGCAGAGGAAUGACGGGUUAUUGCAUACGCAGUGUGGAACUCCGGCGUAUGUGGCGCCGGAGGUUUUGAGGAAGAAAGGGUACGACGGUUCCAAGACGGAUGUUUGGUCUUGUGGGGUGAUUCUCUAUGCUUUGUUAGCCGGUUUUCUCCCAUUUCAAGAUGAGAAUAUGAUGACAAUGUAUAGGAAGAUGUUCAAAUCACAAUUCGAAUUUCCGCCCUGGUUUUCCCCUGAAUCCAAGAGGCUAAUUUCCAAGAUCCUGGUUCCCGAUCCUGACCGGAGAAUCAAGAUUCCGGCGAUCAUGAGAGCCCCCUGGUUUCUAAAGGGAUUCAAAUCCCCAAUUCAAGAUGACCCAAACCAGGAGGAGAUUAAGGAACCGGAUUCCCAAAUAACCCCCAAAUCAUCCCCGCCGUUCUUCAACGCGUUCGAGCUAAUCUCCUCCAUGGCUUCCGGGUUCGACUUGUCGGGCCUUUUCGAGACCCGCCGGAAUUCUGGGUCGCUUUUCACGUCAAAAUGUUCCCCUCCUGAUAUCCUAGUGAAGCUGGAGUCGCUGGCCAAGAAGCUGAAUUUUAGAAUCGCGUGCGCCAAGGAGUUCAAGGUGAAGAUGCAGGGGAAUUCCGAUGGGCGGAAGGGGAAGCUCUCGGUGACGGCCGAGGUGUUCGAGGUGGCGCCGGAGGUGACGGUGGUUGAGUUCUCAAAGUCCGCCGGCGACACGUUAGAGUAUAGGAAGUUCUGCGAUGAAGACGUUAGACCUGCGCUUAAAGACAUCGUUUGGACAUGGCAGGGUGAGAGUAACUGCCAAAGCUAACCGUUUAGGGGGUGAUUUUAACCCUAGUUUGCAUUUUAGUCUUUCUUAUUUAUAUGAUAGUUCUUGUAAGUUGAGGUUGAAUUUUGUGAAUAGGGAGUGAUUAUGUAAACUUAUAUCAUUCUCAUGAGUUUUCAGGUUGAUUUUAUUUGAAGUUAAUCACACAAAUAUGUUAAUUUUCAA
Ipomoea triloba (trilobed morning glory) is the source of this 1772-nucleotide messenger RNA. RefSeq names its product CBL-interacting serine/threonine-protein kinase 25-like. The coding region runs from base 273 to 1592 and encodes 439 amino acids. Gene Ontology annotation, molecular function: ATP binding; protein kinase activity. The transcript has a single exon. Lineage: Eukaryota; Viridiplantae; Streptophyta; Magnoliopsida; Solanales; Convolvulaceae. Gene Ontology annotation, biological process: signal transduction; protein phosphorylation. The record is from RefSeq and is a predicted model, not a curated record.